Molecule: messenger RNA, 804 nt
Organism: Mercurialis annua (annual mercury)
Lineage: Eukaryota; Viridiplantae; Streptophyta; Magnoliopsida; Malpighiales; Euphorbiaceae
Product: germin-like protein subfamily 1 member 20
Exons: 2
Coding region: 10-729 (239 amino acids)
Cellular component (GO): cell wall
Molecular function (GO): manganese ion binding
Source: RefSeq, a predicted model, not a curated record
UGCUUAUAAAUGCUAUGGUUCAGGGAUGAAAUUAUAACAUUUACCAUACACAAAACUAUGGGAAUUGAUAAAUUCUUAGUAAUUUUUAUUUUCUUGGCGUUGAGUUUCUCAUUUGUCACUGCUGUUGAUCCUGCACCUCUUGAUGACUUUUGUGUUGCACUUGCACCAAGUGGCUCCAAGCUUGCGGUAACUGAAAAUGGACAAUUAUGCAAGGAUCCAAAGUUAGUUACAGCAGAUGAUUUCUUCUAUUCAGGACUGAACAUACCAAGUAACACAAAUAAUAGAAUAAGAUCAAAUUUAACUGAUGUUACAGUUAAAGAAAUAAAAGGAUUAAAUAGCCUCGGAAUAUCCAUAGGCCGUAUUGAUUUUGCACCCAAUGGUAUAACUCCUCCAACUUAUCAUCCUCGAGUAUCAGAGAUUCGUAUCGUCCUAGCGGGUACUAUCUAUGUAGGUUUUAUCACAUCGAAUCCCGAUCAUCGUGUGUUUGCAAAAAUUCUACGCCCCGGAGACGUUUUUGUUGUUCCAGUUGGCUUAAUUCAUUUUGUGAGGAAUAUUGGAAAAACUCCUGCCGUUUUAAUUGUAGCAUACAAUGGCCAAAAUCCAGAUGCUGUAUUAGUACCGAAUACAAUCUUUGGAUCAACACCGCCUAUUUCCCCUGAAGUUCUUGUCAAGUCAUUCCAACUUGAUAAAAAAACGGUGGUGAAUCUCCAGAAACAAGACUGGACUUAAAAUAUUUGUCAUGUAUUUCAAUUUUAUGUAGAUUUUGCAACAUAAUAAUUGUAAAAGGCCGGACCAGGUCUUGGA